AUGUUUAAAUCAGUUUUUCGUCCAUGUGCUGCUGUCGCUAAAAAUGCUAGAAUGACUUUACCCGUUAGAAAUAGCAUUUUAAUGCCACAAAUGAUGGUAUCACCAAUUCGUUUCUAUUCUGCUACUACUGACAGAAAUGAAAUCACUCAAAGAGUCGUUGAUGUGAUCAAGGCAUUUGAUAGAACAAAUGCAUCUGCUGAUAUUAGCUCAAAGACUCUUUUCCAUAAGGAUCUAGGUUUAGAUUCCCUUGAUACUGUGGAACUUUUAGUUGCUAUUGAAGAGGAUUUUGAUAUCCAAUUCCCUGAUAAAGUGGCGGAUGAACUAAAGGGUGUUGAAGAUACUGUAGAAUGGAUUGCAAACCAUCCUGAAUCUGAAUAA
Messenger RNA from Zygosaccharomyces rouxii, 378 nucleotides. It is a transcript of the gene ACP1, whose product is annotated as acyl carrier protein. The transcript has a single exon. The coding region runs from base 1 to 378 and encodes 125 amino acids. Lineage: Eukaryota; Fungi; Ascomycota; Saccharomycetes; Saccharomycetales; Saccharomycetaceae. Gene Ontology annotation, cellular component: mitochondrion. Gene Ontology annotation, molecular function: acyl carrier activity; acyl binding. The record is from RefSeq and is a predicted model, not a curated record. Gene Ontology annotation, biological process: fatty acid biosynthetic process.